Molecule: messenger RNA, 5727 nt
Organism: Oncorhynchus keta (chum salmon)
Lineage: Eukaryota; Metazoa; Chordata; Actinopteri; Salmoniformes; Salmonidae
Product: protein adenylyltransferase SelO-1, mitochondrial-like
Exons: 9
Source: RefSeq, a predicted model, not a curated record
AUUGUUUCCGGUAGGACCAAUAAUAGAGUAGCAAACCAUUUCUGACAAACAUCCGUAGUGCAGACCUGUGAUAGCGUCAUAUCUUGGAGGUGUGAAUGAGGUCUCUGCUGAGUUUAAACAGACCUACCGGCUUUAGUUGGAUGACUUCUUUAAAACUUCGUCUGGCACGAUCAAAUUUUCUUCGCUCUGGUAUUGUCGUCGUGGUUAGAUACUUCUUCGCUGUUGUUAUGGACGACAUGGGUCUGGCGGUCAGUCGUUCACCGCUCGAGCGCCUCGAAUUUGACAAUGUCGCACUCAAGAAACUUCCACUGGAUACAUCAGAAGAACCUGGUCCGCGAAGGGUGACAGGAGCCUGUUUCUCUCGAGUAAAACCACAACCAGUGCUCAAGCCCAGAUUUGUGGCCGUCUCGAAUGAUGCUUUAGCUUUGCUUGGGCUGAACGCCAUGGAGGUUCUGAACGACCCACUGGGUCCAGAGUACCUGAGCGGCUCCAAAGUAAUGCCAGGGUCCGAGCCUGCAGCGCACUGCUACUGCGGUCACCAGUUCGGGUCAUUCGCCGGACAGUUGGGGGACGGGGCGGCCUGCUAUCUGGGUGAACUAAAAGCUCCAGCAGACCAGUGCUCAGAGCUGCUGCGAGAGAACCCCAGUGGCCGGUGGGAGAUUCAGGUCAAAGGAGCUGGACUGACGCCCUACUCCAGACAAGCAGAUGGGCGUAAGGUGCUGCGAUCCAGCAUCAGGGAGUUUCUGUGCAGCGAAGCAGUGUUUGCUCUGGGCGUGCCCACCACGAGGGCGGGGUCGCUGGUGACCUCUGACAGCAAGGUGGUACGGGAUGUGUAUUACAGUGGGAACCCCCGCAAAGAGAGGUGCUCUGUGGUCCUCCGCAUCGCACCCACCUUCAUCAGGUUUGGGUCCUUUGAGAUCUUCAAGGCGACUGAUGAGAACACAGGCCGCCAGGGCCCCAGCUACGGCCAUGAUGCGAUCAGAGGUCAGAUGAUGGAUUAUGUCAUAGAGACCUUCUACCCAGAGAUCCAGCAGAACCACACUGACAGAGUGGAGAGGAAUGUGGCAUUUUUCAGAGAGGUGAUGUUACGUACAGCUCGGCUGGUGGCCCAGUGGCAGUGUGUGGGUUUCUGCCAUGGAGUCCUCAACACAGACAACAUGAGCAUUCUGGGACUCACAAUAGACUAUGGCCCCUAUGGCUUCAUGGACAGGUUUGAUCCUGACUUCAUCUGCAAUGCCUCAGACAACUCAGGCCGCUACUCCUAUCAGGCCCAACCGGCUAUCUGCCGCUGGAACCUGGCUCGCCUGGCCGAAGCCUUGGACCCAGAGCUGCCCCCAGGCCGGGCAGAGGCUGUUCUGGACGAGUACCUGCCCCUCUACAACACCUUCUACCUGGGUAACAUGAGGAAGAAGCUGGGCCUGCUGAGGAGGGAGGAACCGGAGGACGAGAUGCUCAUCACUGAGCUGCUGCAGACCAUGCAUAACACAGGAGCAGACUUCACCAACACAUUCCGCUGUCUGAGCCAGAUCCCCUGCCCCACUGAGGGAGAUGGGGAAGCAGAGGAAGGAGUCAUCAAAAUGGCCAAAGACCUCCUCCUGGAGCAGUGUGCCUCUCUGGAGGAGCUCAAGGCUGCCAACAAGCCCAGCAUGGACCCACGUGAGUUGGCCAUGCUGAUGCAGUUGGCCCAGAGCAACCCGUCCCUGUUCCAGAUGAUAUCAGACCGGAGGACGGUGGCCAUGCAGCUGGAGAAGCUGGGCAGGCUGAAGGAGCUGCUUGAGGCUGAUGAGGUAGAGGUCAAGGCCAAGCACAGGGAGGACUGGGCCACCUGGAUCACCUCAUAUAGGCAACGUCUGGCUAGGGAGGUCGAGGCCCAGAGUGACCUCCAGGCACUGCAGGAGGAGAGAGUGAAGGUGAUGGAUGGCACCAACCCACGAUACGUUCUCAGGAACUACAUUGCCCAGAAUGCAAUAGAGGCAGCCGAGAACGGAGACUUCAGUGAGGUCCAGCGGGUGUUGAAGGUUCUGGAAAAGCCUUUCUCUACCCAGCUGGGUCUGGAGCAGACGAGCUGGCUGGGCCGGAGGGGGGCAGAGGGGCAGAGGAAUGAGGGUGGAGAGGAGGAGGAGGAGGCACAGCAGGGGGCAGAAGCAGCAUCAUCCCGAAUGCGUGUUCCCUAUGACAGCAAGCCCCCGGUUUGGGCCAAUGAAAUCUGUGUUACCUGAUCUUCGUAGUCCCUUCCCUGACAGUGAACCCACCUAAAGUUAGAAGCGAGUCAUUCAGUUUUUUCUUCACCUCUGUUUACCUUUACCUCUCCACUCUCUCGCUUUACUUGGGUGGGUAAUGUCAAGGAAAGUACAUUUAUGAGUUAAGAUGCUACUAUGUCAAUCAGUCAGUCUGUAGAGGAGAGGAUCUGUUAAGAGUUUUAGGAAAUUUCAGAGUACAACCCCAGAAAUUUGAAAUCACACCUUUGAUUCAAGUGAUAAUUACAUUUAUGGAAAUAUCACAUCUUUAGUAGAUCUAUACUCUUAAUACAGAUACAAAUCCCUCUCUGUAGAUCUGCGUAGCCUAUUGACUGUCUGGUUAUGAAUGACGGCCCAGACGUCCAGUCCCACAGUGACCCGUCUGAGUCUGAGAGACUAGGAGUAUCACCUCAAUAUAUCAUGUGUCUGUAUGUGUGUGAAAAGGAAUGAUUGUAGAUGAAGAUUUACAUAUCCUCUGAAUCGUACUGAAUGGUUCACAUAUGUGUAUGUGACUGACUGAGCCGCAAAUGACUUAGCGCACAAGUAUAACAUAAUUGGCAACUUUUUUUAUUUUAUUUUUUUAUUUCACCUUUAUUUAACCAGGUAGGCUAGUUGAGAACAAGUUCUCAUUUGCAACUGAGACCUGGCCAAGAUAAAGCAUAGCAGUGUGAACAGACAACACAGAGUUACACAUGGAGUAAACAAUUAACAAGUCAAUAACACAGUAGAAAAAGGGGGAGUCUAUAUACAUUGUGUGCAAAAGGCAUGAGGAGGUAGGCGAAUAAUUACAAUUUUGCAGAUUAACACCGGAGUGAUAAAUGAUCAGAUGGUCAUGUACAGGUAGAGAUAUUGGUGUGCAAAAGACCAGAAAAGUAAAUACAAGCUGGAUUUUACACUACCGGUCAAAAGUUUUAGAACACCUACUCAUUCUGUUUUGCAUAUUAAAUCAUAAAAUAUAUGUAUAUUUCCCAUGGUUUUCUUGGUUGACAAUAGCAGUUUUGAAGCUUCCUGGAAAAUGUAGGCAAUAGAUAGAAUGUUAUCAUGACCUACACCAAUGCUGUGGUGUUCUAUUUGUGCAAUGAAGCACUAAGUGGUCAGUAUUAUGGCUGCUAUGACAUAUAUACACGACCAGUAAAAAGUUUUAGAACACCUCAUUCAAGAGUUUUUCUUUAUUUUGACUUUUCUACAUGUAGAAUAAUAGUAAAGACAUCAACUGAAAUAACACAUAUGGAAUCUUGUAGUUUACAAAUAAUUGUUGGACAAAUAAAAAUAUACUUUAUAUUUGAGAUUCUUCAAAUAGCCACCCUUUGCCUUGAUGACAGCUUUGCACACUCUUGGCAUCUUCUAAAUCAGCUUCACCUGGAAUGCUUAUCCAACAGUCUUGAAGCAGUUCUCAUAUGCUGAGCACUUGUUGGCUGCAUUUCCUUCACUCUGCAGUCUGACUCAUCCCAAACAUAUCAAUUUGGUUGAGGUCGGGGGAUUGUGGAGGCCAGGUCAUCUGACACAGCACUCCAUCACUCUCCUUCUUGGUUAAAUAGUCCUUACACAGCAUGGAGGUGUGUUGGGUCAUUGUCCUGUUGAAAAACAAAUGAUAGUCCCACUAAGCCCAAACGAUGGGAUGGCGUAUCGCUGCAGAAUGCUGUGGUAGGCAUGCUGGUUAAGUGUGCCUUGAAUUCUAAAUAAAUCACAGACCGUGUCACCAGCAAAUCACCUCCACACCAUAACACCUCCAAGCUUUAGGGUGGAAAUGCAUAUAUGGAGAUCAUCUGUUCAUUCACACCACAUCUCACAAAGACACAGAGGUUGGAACCAAAAAUCUCCAAUUUGGACUCCAGACCAAAGAACAAAUUUGCAGCAGUCUAAUGUCCAUUGCUCGUGUUUCUUGGCCCAAGCAAGUCUCUUAUUGUUUUCCUUUUAGUAGUAGUUUCUUUGCAGCAAUUUGACCAUGAAGGUCUGAUUCACACAGUCUCUGAACAGUUAAUGUUGAGAUGUUUAUUUUACUUGAACUCUGUGAAGCAUUUAUUUGGGCUGCAAUUUCUGAGACUGGUAACUCUAAGGAACUUAUCCUCUGCAGUAGAGGUAACUGGGUCUUCAAUUCCUGUGGUGGUCCUCAUGAGAGCCAGUUUCAUCAUAGAGCUUGAUGGUUUUUGCGACUGCACUUGAAGAAACUUUCAAAGUUCUUGACAUUUUCCGUGUUGACUGACCUUCAUUUCUUAAAGUAAUGAUGGAUUGUCGUUCCUCUUUGCUUAUUUGAGCUGUUCUUGGGCUAUGUUCUGUAUACUCCCCUUGUCACAACAACUGAUUGGCUCAAACGCAUUAAGAAGGAAAGAAAUUCCACUUAACUUUUAACAAGGCACACCUGUUAAUUUAAAUACAUUCCAGGUGACUACCUCAUGAAGCUGGUUGAGAGAAUGCCAAGAGUGUGCAAAGCUGUCAUCAAGGCAAAGGGUGGCUUUUUGAAGAAUCUCAAAUAUAAAAUAUAUUUUGAGUUGUUUAACACUUUUUGGUUACUACAUGUGUUAUUUCAUAGUUAUGAUGUCUUCACUAUUAUUCUACAUGUAGAAAAGUCAAAAUAAAUAAACUCUUGAAUGAGGUGUUCUAAAACAUUUUACCGGUAGUGCAUAUAUGUCACAGCAGCCAUAAUACUGACCACUUAGUGCUUCAUUGCACAAAUAGAACACCACAGCAUUGUUGUAGGUCAUGAUAACAUUCUAUCUAUUGCCUAAAUUUUCCAGGAAGCUUCAAAACUUUUGUGGAAUUUGCUUUUGUGGCUUGUUCCUUGGUCACUUGAAUUUCUUUAACUUUUGAUAUGUUAUGGCUCAAAGUUUAGCUGUUCAUAAUACUGAAAAAACCAUUCCAUUAAAAUAAUAUUUUUGGAAGUUGGAAGGUUUUACUCUGAGGUAAAAAGGAAAACUGUGUGCACUAAUCAAACGGCUUGUCUUCUCUUGGGCAGAGCUCAAGUCUGUUACUAUUGAUCAGUUGGAGCUUUUCCCUCAAAAGAAAGGAAAAAACAUUGAUUGUAAUAGUACAGACUAUCCUAAAGUUAUAAUCCCUCACAAAAGCCAAUGAGAUUCUUACAUUAUCGUUUUUAUUUCCUUGUUAUUAAAGUAGAUAUGAUAUUCAAUAUAUUUUCUUCUGAGAGCUUCCUCUAUAUGUGAAUUGUAGUCAGUAAACUUCAACAAAAAUCUAUAUUGGCUGUUGUCACUUUAUGCACACCCAUGCAUAGGCCUACAUAUGCACAACAGUAUAGUCUACAUUGAUUUAUAUUCCAGCUUGUCUCUUCAUGUCUAGGUUAUGUAACAUUGCAUGUGAAGUAUUGAUGUUGCUCAUGUUAAACAGUAAAUACUAGAGCCUGCCACACCUACCAUAAAAUAUAUCUUCUUUGUUUCUUUGCAGAAAUGUUCAUAAAAAAAGACGAAGCAAUUUUAUUGAACUAUUUCAAGAUAUGCUGUUUCUUUCUCCCAAACAUGUUGGACAAGUUUGUGCAUUG